AUGUGGAGUUGUGCAUCAUGGCGAUUGCGGGCCACCCUGAUCGGCAUGAUUUUCCUUGUCAUCUUCUGGUUGCUCAGCCCUACCUCACCACAGAACGCCGGUUCUCCCGACUUAUCUCCUGACUUGUCCACAUUCGAUUCGAAGGUCCAGUUUGAUUUGAAGUCCCAGGACUCUGUGUUUGAACACCUCCCCGAUCUCCCCGCCCCUCAGGAGCCCCUGGACCCCCCAGAUCGACAUACAAUCGUUCCAACCGCGGUCGCCCAGCCGUUGGUGGCGUCGCAUCCGCCUCUGCCCCAGGAAUAUACGACAGUGGCCAAACAAGUGCGGUUCUGUGCCGAUCGCUUUAGCGUUCGAUACCUGGAGAACCUGCGUGAUUCCGCGACCGAGUACUGUACGCCCAAUUCCUCUUCGCCCUUGACGUGUUUCCACAGCCAGACCGCCGGUGAGCGCGUGGACACCAUGUGCAUCGGCCAGAACGCCAUGUUCUCGCCGACCAAGACGUUAUUCCGCAUGGAUUGCAAGUUGGGUGAUCUGGCUCACCCGGAAACUCCUGUGGCGCCGCCGCCAUUUGGUUCAUUCCACAAUUACUGGUAUGACACCGGCCCGGAGGAGGUGCUGUAUCGGUAUGUGUAUGUAGCAGCAGACCCCGGCAACUCCGUGCCGUCCCAGACGCCGAAUUAUACUAUCCUCGUCAAGCGAGAGGGCGUGGAUAAUCUCUGGCAUUGCCUCAUGGAGGUUUUCUCCGUGGCUCUGACCAUGGGCGUGUUGAAGAUGAGCUCGCGGCCAGGCGACAGUCGUCCGUUUUUUACUUCGGCCGACAAGGGUAAUACCCAGGCCAUUCUGCUCGAUGAUCAUGCCGAUGGCCCGUAUAUCGACCUGUGGUCUAUCUUUGGCGAUAAGCCCACCGUGCGCAUGCACGAUCUACCUCCCAAUACCACUUUUGAAAACAUCAUCGUCCCGCUGGCCGGCGCCAGCAAUCCACUGUGGCAGGGGGACUGGGAAUCCCUUCCGUGCGAAGGCUCAGCUCUUCUCAACGCGUUCUCACAUCAGGUUAUCGGGGUGUAUGGCCUGGGAGAGACCCAACCACGACCAGGCCUUGAGAUCAACAUCACCUUUAUCGACCGCGCUGGUUCGCGGAAGCUCCUCCGCCAGACCCAAUAUCUGCAGGAGUUACAACAGGCUUACCCGCAGGCCGCUAUUAAAUCCUUUGACCUGGCCGCCCUUUCCUUGAAAAAGCAGCUGGAAAUUAUCCAACACACCGACGUCCUCGUCGGGGUUCACGGUGCCGGGUUGACUCAUGGCAUUUUUCUUCCACCGUUGUCCACCAUGGUGGAGAUUCUGCCGUUUGGUGUCAACCACAAGGGAUUUCGCAACGUGGCCUCUCUUAUGGGACAUUCCUAUUUCCCUAUUCAUGGAGCCGAGCCGUCUGAAGCAACUGUGGACGCCACGAGUGAUUGGCAUAACCAGGAUGUCUUUUUGGCUCAAGACAAGUUCAUGAAUCUCAUGGGCAUGGUGAUGAAGUCUAUUGAGAUUAAGAGAAAGGGGAGUAGUGCGGUUUUUUGA
Molecule: messenger RNA, 1563 nt
Organism: Penicillium alfredii
Lineage: Eukaryota; Fungi; Ascomycota; Eurotiomycetes; Eurotiales; Aspergillaceae
Product: DUF563 domain protein
Exons: 1
Coding region: 1-1563 (520 amino acids)
Cellular component (GO): endoplasmic reticulum lumen
Molecular function (GO): protein N-acetylglucosaminyltransferase activity
Source: RefSeq, a predicted model, not a curated record